This is a messenger RNA of Arachis stenosperma, 2639 nucleotides long. Its product is annotated as YTH domain-containing protein ECT4. NCBI's taxonomy places the organism in Eukaryota, Viridiplantae, Streptophyta, Magnoliopsida, Fabales, Fabaceae. The coding region runs from base 297 to 2192 and encodes 631 amino acids. The record is from RefSeq and is a predicted model, not a curated record. Gene Ontology annotation, molecular function: mRNA binding. Gene Ontology annotation, cellular component: cytoplasm. The transcript has 8 exons. Gene Ontology annotation, biological process: mRNA destabilization.
GAACGAGAUUGGCACGGCGUGUAAUGUAACCCGUGUUUUGGUGAGAUUCUUGUGCGGGUUUUCGAAGAUCGUUCCUCUUCGGAUUCAUGGCGGCAACCCAACCAUCGCAGGGUCCGGAUCAUACCGUCGGUUUGCAGCUAUGGAUUUGUUCACAUGUAGUUAAUUGUUCGAGUUCAUCCCCAAAUUUUGCUUUGGUUGGUCAAUAAUUUGUACCACCUUUGUGUUUCUACCACUAUACUAAGUCACUGAGCAUACUGAUCUUGUAUGCAGAAGAGAUAUCAGCUGAAUCAGAUAACAUGAAGGAUCAGCUUCAUUCAUCUAUACCUGAGAGGUCAAUAUCUUCUAACUCUUCUCAGGGCACAGCAGCUAUAGGUCAUUCAAGAGAAAUCACAAGUCAAUCAGGACCUUUUGGUUCUGGUGGAGAUCGUCCUUUGUACCCACCAAAUGUCUUUGCUCCCCAGGCUCAGGCUUUCUAUUACAGAGGAUUUGAAAAUGCCAAUGGUGAAUGGGAUGAAUAUCCCUCAUAUGUCAAUUCUGAGGGAUUGGAUAUUGGAUCUCCUGGUGUCUACAAUGAAAAUCCAUCUGUUAUAUUCCAUUCUGGAUAUGGCUUCAACCCACAAAUGCCAUAUGGACCGUAUUCCCCGGUUACCACACCGUUGCCUUCUGUAGGUGGAGAUGCACAGUUAUACUCUCCUCAGCAAUUUCCAUACACCGGGCCACCUUAUUAUCAUCAACUAGUUCCUCCCAGCUUACCAUAUCUCAAUUCACCAACUCCAGUUUCACAGCCAGAGAUCACCAACCUUGUAAGCAUUGAUCAACAGGUUGAUAGCAUGUUUUUUGGACCAAGACCAGGCUAUCCAUCAGUGGGAUCUUUUGGCAGAGGCAGUUUUUCUUUAGCACCUGGCUCGUUUGGUUUUCAUGAAUCCCAGCAAGGAUUUGAUGGACCAAGAUCUGGUGGAAUCUGGUCAGAUUGCUCGAAACCCUCAGAAAGGCACAGGUCUCUAAUGCCUCUAUCACCAUCUGUUUCUCCACAACCAAUUGGCUCGAUUGGCUCAUUUGGCCAGAGUGUUGGAAUGGCUUCUCAUCAACAACGAUCAAUGUAUGGUUUUGGAUCUGGUUCAAACUCCUAUGGUAGGGGCUAUCUGCCUAACCAGGUUUCUAGCUUUGCAGGCACCAAUUCCAGUCUUAGCACAAAUGACAGGAGCUUCCUUUUUCAUGAAAAUAGCAGACGGCAAGGCAGAGCAAAUGCUGCUUUUUGCAAUUGUAAUGGUACCCUUGAUAUACUUAGCGAACAAAAUCGAGGACCUAGGGCAUCAAAGCUGAAAACUCAAAUUUCAGCUGAAAAUAGUUCUGUUGAUAAUAGUAAAAGUAAUGCUGCAUCUACUGCUAAGUUCCAAAAUGAAUCAGUCAACCGACCUGAUUUUGCAACAGAUUACAAGGAUGCCAAAUUUUUUGUCAUCAAAUCUUAUAGUGAAGAUAAUGUUCACAAGAGCAUCAAAUAUGGGGUCUGGGCAAGUACACCAAAUGGAAACAGAAAGCUAGAUGCCGCUUAUCGCCAAGCACAAGAGAAGCAAGAUCACUGUCCUAUAUUUCUCUUCUUUUCGGUAAAUGCUAGUGCUCAAUUCUGUGGUGUAGCUGAAAUGAUUGGACCUGUAAAUUUUGACAAGAGUGCGGACUUCUGGCAGCAAGAUAAGUGGAGUGGGCAGUUUCCUGUGAAGUGGCACAUAAUUAAAGAUGUACCGAACAGUCAGUUUCGACACAUCGUUCUUGAAAAUAAUGAUAACAAGCCUGUGACCAACAGUCGGGAUACACAAGAGGUGAAAUUGCAACAGGGAAUUGAAAUGUUGACCAUUUUGAAGAACUACGAAACCGAUGUAUCUAUCUUAGAUGAUUUUGAAUUUUAUGAAGAUCGACAGAAGGCUAUGCAGGAACGGAAGGCAAGGCAACAGAGCAGUAUGAUGGCUGUCGGACUAGUUGGAGAAAGUGAGCAUAGGGGUCCUGCUAACAUUAGCGGUGAUUUCAUGAAGCAGAUGUCAAAGAGCUUUGCUCAAGUUGUUCGCCUGGAUGAGAGUAAUAAUGAAGCUACAAUUGCCAGUAGAGUAACUUCUGGCUCCGCUUGCCCUGUGGGUGUAGUUAAAGCUGACGAUGGCAGUGGCAUUCCAGUGUCUGCCUCUACAACUCAAACUGGUUAGGAAGAAGUACCAGUUGUGCCGAGAAUUGUAAUUUCUCUUGCUUUUUGGUGAUUGGAAACUCCAAAAAGGUUUCUUUCUCUAGUUAAAAAAUCCCAGCAAGUUGGCGUUGCUGAUGCUGUCAUUCAAGUUAUUGUACUCUGUCAUCAGAUUUCCGAAGGUGGUUGGUUUUACUUCUGUGAAAAAAAGGGUUUCAUGUAUAAUAUAUUUCCUAUAGUACGCCAUCUAAAUUGUAGAUUUAGUUUUUCCUCCUGACAUGGGACAUUCCUUAGUUGCCCAGGUGAAGAUUUUAUUCCCCUCCUUUUCAUUUUGUUUAAUAAUUUUGGAUUAGUUUUGAUAGGUUUUGCUUCCCAUUUGUAAAUGGUUAAACAUCUUUGCGACCCUUCUAAUAAAGGCAGCCAAAAUAAAUAAUGCUUUAAGCAUAACUCUGUUGUUGUAGUUGACGUCAAA